CGGUUCUCUAGCAACCACGGGACUUUUCACAUACAACUACAUGCUCGGCGAUUUACAUUUUUGAGACCCGUACUACUUGCACGUCGAUUCUUGGUGGUGGCGGUGCUCCCGCGCAAUCAGCAGCAAGAUGAAUAUCUUCCGGAUACUAGCGGACUUGUCGCAUUUGGCGUCGGUCUUGAUACUGAUACACAAGAUGCGCAGCUCAUCGAGCGCAUCCGGCAUCUCCUUCAAAUCGCAAUUCCUCUACCUGAUCGUCUACAUAUCCAGAUACCUAGACCUCUUCUGGACUGACCCAACCAAGUCCUUGUGGAACACCUUCUUCAAGAUUAUUUUCGUCUCGGGUCAAGCAUACAUCAUCUACCUAAUGCUCGUCGACUACAAGCCCACGCAUGAUCCCGGUCAAGACACUUUCAGAGUAGAGUUUCUUUUGGGAGGGGCGGCGGUGCUAGGGAUAAUAUGGCCCCCAGCAUGGCAGGUCACUGAAAUGCUCUGGGCUUUCUCCAUCUGGCUCGAAUCCGUCGCUAUCCUGCCUCAGCUCUUCAUGCUGCAACGGACAGGCGAGGCGGAGACGAUUACAACGCAUUAUCUUUUUGCGUUAGGCGCCUACAGGGCGUUGUACAUUCCGAACUGGAUCUACCGGUACUUUGCCCGCGAGCACGUAGAGCCUAUCGCGGUUGUGGCAGGUAUCGUGCAGACGGUGUUAUACUCCGACUUCUUUUACAUAUAUUGGUCGAAGGUGUUACAAGGCCGGAGCUUCAAGCUGCCGGUGUAGUGAGGAAGGCAGGGCAGAGGGGACGGAUUUCCGGUUUGGUUGGUGAAGCGAGUCCCUCGUGGCGGCUGUUACAACUCUUGGCUGCCUCGCGCUCCGUCCCACGAGGAUCGUUGCCCGCAAAGUCAUGAAUCCAACCCAAUUCGGAGCUCAUACGCUAAGUGCCAUUGCAUUUCAACGUUGCCACCAUUCCUGCACUCACAGGGCCACUCAACGAUG
Molecule: messenger RNA, 988 nt
Organism: Baudoinia panamericana UAMH 10762
Lineage: Eukaryota; Fungi; Ascomycota; Dothideomycetes; Mycosphaerellales; Teratosphaeriaceae
Exons: 5
Coding region: 194-772 (192 amino acids)
Biological process (GO): endoplasmic reticulum to Golgi vesicle-mediated transport; protein retention in ER lumen
Cellular component (GO): cis-Golgi network; membrane; endoplasmic reticulum
Molecular function (GO): ER lumen protein retrieval receptor activity
Source: RefSeq, a predicted model, not a curated record